Perognathus longimembris pacificus (Pacific pocket mouse) is the source of this 893-nucleotide messenger RNA. RefSeq names its product mitochondrial intermembrane space import and assembly protein 40-like. Lineage: Eukaryota; Metazoa; Chordata; Mammalia; Rodentia; Heteromyidae. Gene Ontology annotation, molecular function: protein-disulfide reductase activity. The record is from RefSeq and is a predicted model, not a curated record. Gene Ontology annotation, biological process: protein import into mitochondrial intermembrane space. Gene Ontology annotation, cellular component: mitochondrial intermembrane space.
AUGGCCUACUGUCGGCAGGAAGGGAAAGAUCGAACCCUAUUUGUGACCAAAGAAUACCACGAAGCUCCCAGCAGUGCAGAGCUGGUGGCUGAUGACCCCAACGACCCAUAUGAGGAGCACGGACUGAUACUGCCAAAUGGAGACAUUAACUGGAACUGUCCGUGCCUUGGGGGGAUGGCCAGCUACCCCUGCGUGGAGCAGUUCAAGUCCGCCUUCUCCUGCUUCCACUACAGCACAGAGGAAAUCAAGGGGUCAGACUGUGUGAACCAGUUCCGGGCCAUGCAGGAAUGCAUGCAGAAGUACCCAGACCUCUAUCCCCAAGUCGAUGACAGCGAGGAGAGGGAGGAGAAGGCAGCGGAGCGUGGUCAAGAAUCGGCCCCCACUGAGGCUGCAGUCGCCCAAGAGCAGAGUUCAAGCUAAUGAAGGCCACAGGCACUGAGCUCCACCCUCCUCCUCAUAGGACACAAACAGUUGCACAAUGCCUUCCAGUCACCCUCUGAGAAGAAGGUGUCUCCCUCUUGUUCUGUGCUCUGUAAUGUUCAAAGUAAUUUAUUUUGAUGAUGGAGUCUUGGCUCUUUGUCAUGUACACUGAAAAAAAGAGGGUUGUGUGUCUGUGUAUCCUGCACAAACCUGUUGGUGAGUGUGGCUGCCCCGAGUUCUCAGACGGCCCUGGGGUUUCCAGCAUGGAAUAAUGUGCUGAAUACCUCAGCAACCAGGAGUCAUUAUAGCAGCAUUUCUGUUGAGUGAACCUAUUUAUUCUGAUUGUAUCCCUUGUUGUAGAUUUUAUACUUCUCUGGGAAAUGAACUAGAAGCAGAAAGUUUCCUGUAAACAUGCUGGCGUGGGGCUGUUCCUGCUGGCGGAGGCCAGAAGAGCCAGUGGUCAGUGCAUUUCU